AUGAGUGUGCUAAAGUGUCCCGCCGAUUUGACGUUGAUCAGCGAUGAGAUGUCGAUCGGUGACGUGGUUCGUGAUAUCAUCCGCCAGGGUCCGCAUGAGGAACCGCUCCACGUGCUCGAUUUGGAUGAUGUAGUGCAAAAGCAUUAUGGCUGGCGUGAGCAGAUGCCACGAGUCAGGCCUUUCUAUGCGGUGAAGUGCAACGAUGACCCACGUAUUCUGCAGACUCUGAUAACGCUUGGAGUCGGAUUUGACUGUGCGUCGAAGGGUGAGCUGGAGCGUAUGCUCGACUUGGGUGUGAAGCCGGAGCGAAUCAUCUUUGCUCAGCCGGCCAAAUCCAUACCGUCCCUGUUGUAUGCACGCUCGAAACAGGUGGCUGUGAUGACGUUUGAUAGCGCGAUCGAGUUAGAGAAGAUACACCAGUACUAUCCGGAGGCCCAGCUGGUGUUGCGAAUGCGCCACGAUGCGUUGAAGGUGCGUUGCUUGUUGGGCAAGAAGUUUGGCUGUGAUCCUGUCAAGGAGGCACCGGCAUUGCUACGUAAGGCGGCCAAACUGCGGAUGAAUGUAGUAGGGAUAAGCUUCCACGUUGGAUCGGACUGUGAAGAACACGAAGUUUACUACGAUGCCGUAAAGAUGGCCCGAAGCCUGUUCGACUACGCCAAGACUAUUGGGUACGAGCUAAGCCUCUUGGACAUUGGCGGUGGAUUCCCGGGGGAUCAUAACAAACCGAUCGAUCGAUACGCUCAGGCAGUCAACCGCGCUAUCGAUCAUUUCUUUCCGGCGGAAGAAAAUGUCCGAAUAAUUGCGGAACCGGGGCGAUACUACGUGGCCUCCGCGGUCACGCUGGUAUCGUUUGUGGACUCCAAACGUAUUGUGACAGAGCGCCAGGAAGAUGGAACCGAACGGACAAGGAUUUUCUACUAUCUCAACGACGGUAUAUUCGGAACGUUCUACUGUACGGCACACGAGGGCCAAGAAGCGAUCCCUAUCGUACAACGUAAGACCGACGCCAAUGAGUACAGCUCAUCCGUUUGGGGCCCUACUUGCGAUGUCAUGGAUCUGAUUUUACCGGACAUACUGCUCCCGGAGCUAGACAUCGGGGACAGUGUUGUGUUCGAGAAUGUUGGAGCGUACAGCUUGGUCACUAGCUGCCGCUUCAAUGGAUUCCCUCUGCCGAAGGUUAUCGCAUACCUACGCGAAGGAACCUGGAAAAUUUUGGAAGAUUUGACCGCUCCUUCCGUUGCUCUUGCUUCGGCUCACUCCUUGGAAGAUGGCAUGGACGGCAAAGUACUUGUUACGCUCCAAAACUACACUCCCCUGGCGGAAACAAAUUACCUGGUUUGA
Molecule: messenger RNA, 1341 nt
Organism: Anopheles coustani
Lineage: Eukaryota; Metazoa; Arthropoda; Insecta; Diptera; Culicidae
Product: ornithine decarboxylase 1-like
Exons: 2
Coding region: 1-1341 (446 amino acids)
Cellular component (GO): cytoplasm
Molecular function (GO): ornithine decarboxylase activity
Source: RefSeq, a predicted model, not a curated record